UUUUCUGUGGCUUUCAGUGUAGCUUUCACUCUAAGCUUGUCCGCUGGAAGUUGUCCAUUGGAGUUUUGAUUGAUAAUGCCUGAGUUGUGCGUAGUAAUCGCGAGUGUAUUACUGUCGGUUGCAUGUGCAGGACGUAUCUAGAUAGCUACUAGAUCAUACCUGGUACGCCGGCGUUGUGUCCAACAGUGCAGGACAGCAUGUGCUCUAUGAAGGAGCAGUUACGAGUAGUUACGGAAUGACUGCGAAGAGGCAGAGUGAGAUAUGCUACGGCCCGGGCGUUGCAGCGCUCUGUCUGUGGUACUGGAUGGGAUAGAAUCGAGAGCCCGCAAAUCACCUGCGGUGAGCUUGGGUCCAAUAUGGGUGCGCCUCGAACCGCUAGACGGCGGCAGAAUAUCUGAUCAAUUUACGGCCUCGUUUCUCGUGUGAUGGACAUGAACUCACUUCAGUACUCUCUGCUCUUAUUAUGGUUUUUGUACUACUACUCUGGAGAUGCUGGAGUAAUAUGUCACGACACAGUUCACAGUGCAAUGAGACUGAUGUUAGACUGGUUGAUGGGCGGCUAUCUGAUGCCAAUGGUAGAGUGGAGAUAUGUUUCAAUGGUUGUGGGGUUCAGUGUGUGGCGACGUGUGGGAUGCCCGAGAUGCACAGUGGUGUGUAGACAACUAGGAUAUGAUGGAUUUUCUAUCUCACUGCAAAGAUAUCCUGUUUUGACAAAUGAAUUGUCAUAUUCUAUCCUGGACAAUGUUUGAUUGCAGUGGAGAUGAAGAUAGGUUAAGUGAAUGUGAACACAAUGAAGUCGGUGUUCAUACUGUGUGUAAGAUAUGAAGAAGCUGGAGUUGAAUGCAGUAAUUAUCUGAAGUGCAAUGAGACUGAUGUUAGACUGGUUGAUGGAGAAACACCACAUGAUGGUAGAGUGGAGAUAUGUUUCAAUGGGUUGUGGGGUUCAGUGUGUGAUGACCUGUGGGAUAUCCGAGAUGCACAAGUGGUGUGUCGACAACUGGGAUAUGAUGGAUCUUCUACUGCACUACAACAACAUCUCGUUAUAUCAAAUCCAUCAGUAUUAUUCUAUUACCUGGACAAUGUUGAUUGCAGUGGAGAUGAAGCUAGGUUAAGUGAAUGUGAACACAAUGAAGUCGGUGUUCACAACUGUUUUGUAAGAUAUGAAGAAGCUGGAGUUGAAUGCAAUACCACUCUAGAGCAGGAAGUGUGCAAUCAUACUGAUGUUAGACUUGUGAAUGGCAAUACACCACAAGAUGGUCAAGUGGAGAUAUGUCUCAAUGGGCUGUGGGGGUCAGUGUGCAGUAAUAGGUGGGAUGUCAAUGAUGCUAAAGUUGUGUGUGGGCAACUUGGAUAUGAUGGAUCAUCUUUCCCACUGCUACACCGUAGCAGUUAUUCGAGUUUGUCAUCUACCAUCUAUCAUCUGGACAAUGUUGAAUGCAGAGGAAACGAAACCACGUUGGUAGAAUGUGACCACAAAAGACCUAGCUACAAUUGUUAUAAUAGCAAAAGUGGAGUUAGAUGCAACUCCACUUUAAACGUGGAGUGUAAUGAGACUGAUGUUAGACUAGUUGAUGGGCUAACGCCACAUGAUGGUAGAGUGGAGAUAUGUCUCAAUGGUGUGUGGGGGUCAGUGUGUAAUGACCUGUGGGAUGCCCGACAUGCACAAGUUGUGUGUCGACAACUGAGAUAUAAUGGACCAUCUUUUCCACUGCGGCACACUACCACUUUAACUGUGUCACCAGCUUAUCAUCUGGACAACGUUGACUGCAGAGGAAACGAAAGCAUGUUGAGUGAUUGUAAACACAGGGGAAUUGGCGUGCACAACUGUUAUCCAGGCAAAGAAGCUGGAGUUACGUGCAACGACAGGGAAUGCAUUGAAAAUGAUGUUCGACUAGUCAGUGGCAAAACAGGAGAUGAUGGACAGGUGGAGAUGUGUUUGAAUGGGACAUGGACCCCAGUCUGUAGUGAUAGAUGGGGCUACAGACAGUCUAGUGUAGUUUGUCGACAAUUGGGGUAUAAUGGACCUUCGUAUCCACGAGUGAGGCAGAGAACCAGGUUACAGAAUUAUUUGAUUGCUGUAAAUUGUACUGGUGAUGAGACCAAGCUCAGUGGGUGUAGUCACCGCAAAGUCAGUGUCUGUUAUGGUGGAACGGCAGGAGUGAUAUGCAACAAUGGGACAUGUGAUGAAGGAACAGUCCAUCUGGUAGGAAGUGAUGAUGUUUCCAGAGGCAGGGCAAUCUACUGCCACAAUGGAAGCUGGCAUUCUUUGUGUCGUGAUCACUGGAACUCCACUGGAGAAGAAGCACAAAUUGUCUGUCAAGCUUUAGGCUAUGAUGUUUCCCAAUAUGCAUCGACCUUAGUUGAUUAUGGUCGUGGGACAAGUCCCUAUCAUCCAAUGUGGCAGUGGGGAGAAUGCACUAAGUGACUGCUCUAAGCUGGACGACAGUCAAUGCAGGGAUGUGGCAGGGGUUGACUGUAUAGCUCCUUGUACUACUCGAGGUCUGACAGACUAUAGGCGGUGCACUUAUUAUUAUGGUUUUUCGGGGUUUGGGUUUGAUUACUGUAGCUGUAGCUCUCGCUGCUUUUCAUAUGGUAACUGCUGCUCUGAUAUCUCUGUUACAAAGAACUGCUUUGAGAAAGAGUGCAAACAUGGCGAAGUUCGUCUAGUGGGUGGAGUAACAAAUUCCACGGGAAGACUGGAGUUCUGUGCCAAUGGAGUAUGGGGUAGAAUCUGUAACAAGCUGGAGUACUGGGGUCCUGAGAAUGCCAGAGUGGUGUGCCGCCAGCUGGGGUUCUCUGAAAAGGGUGCAUACAUUCUUGAUUAUGAGGACAGAUUUGGGACUAGUAACAGAGCUGCAGUCAUAGGAGAGGUCUACUGUAAUGGAACAGAGCCAGAGCUACUGGAGUGCUUUCAUGCCAGUAUUGGAUCCCAUCGUUGCUAUAGAGGCAGAUAUGUUACUGACAUCAUCAUCAGCUGCUAUGAUGAAAACAGAGGUUGUGAGAAUGGAGAAGUAAGGCUACAAGGUGGUGCUGGCUCUUCCAAUGGACAUGUAGAGUUCUGCAAAGACAGAGUAUGGGGGAGAGUCUGCAGCGAUGGAUGGGACAUGAAUGAUACCAUGGUUGUGUGCAGACAACUAGGUUUUGAACCUGAAGAUUCAGCAGUCAUUCCUGGGCCAGCAAAUGCCGGGGAUGUUCCAGUGUUUCUUGGGCAAGUCAACUGUAGCGGCACUGAGCAGUACUUCAAUGAGUGCAGUCACGGGAGGCCACCACCUGCUGACUGUGCUAGAGCGGCAAUUUCUUGCAAGACAAACUCAAAUGAAACUAAGUGUGCUGCACAAACAGAGACCUCCACUUACCCAGCUAGUUACGGAGAGUGCUCAGUGUACAAGUCGGAAACUGGUGUAUGUGAUGAUGUCGUCAGGCCUGACAUUGACAAAGUGUAUGCCAGCUAUAGGCUGGGGGAUCAGAGCACCAUUGCUCAACUACUCCAUAACAACAUCAAGGACAAUGGUACCGAUCAGAAUGAGUACUGCAUGAAGCAAGUGCUCAGAGCUCUCUGUCAUUUCUACCUCCCCCCCUGUGGAAACUCCACCCAUCUGGCCCCUCCCUCCUCCAUCUGCCAGGAACAGUGUCAGAUGGUACAGGAGACAUGUCACACAACAUGGAGCACUCUUCUCUCGGCAUUCGAUUCUGUAGACCUUGUAAUAGAAUGUAAUGAUACUUCCGCGUUGCUGUUCCCAGUUCCACACUGCUGCACUGAUGCUGGGCUUGGUCGAUCUGCUGUCCACCUUCUCCCCUCCUCAACUGUUGGUAUUACCCCAGAGAUUAGCUCAUUACCACAUGAAAGCAAAGGAGCGGUGGUGGAGAUUGUGAUUACAGUUGUAGGCCUCUUUCUACUAGCAGCAGUGGCCAUGAUUAUUGUGGUUUCACUUCUGGUUGUACUGUCCUCCAAGAGACGUAGAAGGAAGCGGUUGGAGAAUAUGCAGCUUGACAUACUAGCUAUAGGUGGGCGUGGUGGUGCCCCAGUCUCAGUGUCGGUGACUGAAGAAAUGGAACCAGGCGAGAAGGGAGAUGCUAAUGCAUCAGUUGCUGGCCCUAAUCCUUACAUGUCAACGGGACUAAAUACCGGCUUGCUGCAAGUACCUUGGCCUAGGACAAGGGUCCCUUCACAUCACAUGAGAGAGCUGGCCAGGGGAAAGUUUCUGGUCAAGAGUGAAGACAUUACCCUGCUGGACAGCAUUGGAGAAGGGGAGUUUGGUGUGGUAUACAAGGCCAGACUGGGACUGUCUAAGAGAGUGGUGGCUGUCAAGACACUUAAAGGUGAGUUUGUUCAGGUAGAAGUGGACAAAUUUGUGGAGGAGAGUCUGAAGAUGAGUCGAUUCAAACAUGGUCAUGUGAUGGGUCUCAUUGGAGUUUGUCUCGAUGCUGGCUCCGCCCCUUACAUCAUCAUGCCUUAUAUGGCCAAUGGUAGCCUUUUGAAGUAUCUCAAGAGAGAGAGAAAUAAUAUCGUUGUUUUGGAUGAAACUGAUGAAGAUGAGCUGGGAGAGGUUCGUAAGCGGCUGAUGGUCAUAUGCUCUCAGAUAGCCAGUGGGAUGGAAUACCUGGCAGCUAACAAGUACGUCCAUCGGGACUUGGCUGCCAGGAACUGCAUGAUUGAUGCACAUUUCGUGAUCAAGAUCACAGACUUUGGUCUGUCGGAGGACGUGUUUGAGAGGAACUACUUCAGACAGGACAGCAGCAGUGGGGAAGUGGUGAAGCUGCCCAUCAAGUGGAUGUCUCCUGAGAGCCUCAGUGACGGACACUUCUCUGAGAAAAGUGAUGUGUGGUCCUAUGGGGUAACGAUGUGGGAGAUAUUCAGUGGAGGGAAGGCCCCGUACCCUGGUACGAAUCCCCUCACUCUCAUGGAGAGUCUGGAGCAAGGCUACCGUAUGCCUCAGCCAUACAAUGAUGCCUGCAGUGAGGCCAUG
Geodia barretti is the source of this 4967-nucleotide messenger RNA. The record is from the annotation of a GenBank genome assembly. NCBI's taxonomy places the organism in Eukaryota, Metazoa, Porifera, Demospongiae, Tetractinellida, Geodiidae.